Messenger RNA from Phyllopteryx taeniolatus (common seadragon), 4894 nucleotides. RefSeq names its product lysosomal cholesterol signaling protein-like. The coding region runs from base 219 to 2720 and encodes 833 amino acids. Gene Ontology annotation, biological process: transmembrane transport. The record is from RefSeq and is a predicted model, not a curated record. Gene Ontology annotation, cellular component: membrane. The transcript is spliced from 18 exons. Lineage: Eukaryota; Metazoa; Chordata; Actinopteri; Syngnathiformes; Syngnathidae.
AGGUCUAAACGGAAUAGGAUGUGCCAUAUUCUUCAACUCAAGACACAUCAACGCUGUGAACGUCGGCCGGGCUUGACGUGCCUUGUUGUUUUUAGCAUAAGCGCGGCGCCGCUAAAUGAGGGCUAAGCCCUUUUAUGGAGUUCCCGGAAAAGCGUUUGAAUGUAUGAAUGGAAAUGGAAGUCGUUUCAUUUGACAGCUGACGUUUUCGGCUCACGUUAAUGCGCCGCCUGAAGUGCGUUAACGGAGCUCAUUUCCGAACCCUAGCUCCGCCGUUUGCCUCCGUCCACCACCGGGGUGUUCCUCUGCCUUCCACAGCAGCCCCGGCCGUCGCCAUGGAGACAGCCGGCAGCUACGUGCUCAUCCACGGGAGAAACCUCUCCCAUAGCUCCCCGACGAGCCCCGGUGCUGCUGCUGCCGGGCCUCAUAUGUCCAUCGACAAGCUGUUCCCAGCCCUGCUCGAGUGCUUCGGCAUCAUCCUGUGUGGAUACAUAGCUGGCAGGGCGGACGUGAUCACGGAGAACCAGGCGAAGGGUCUGGGCAACUUUGUGUCCAAAUUUGCUCUCCCGGCCCUACUGUUCAAAAACAUGGUGCUGCUGGAGUUCGGCCACGUCGUCUGGUCCUUCCUAUGGAGCGUCCUGGUCGCCAAGGUGGCUGUGUUCACGCUAGUGUGUGUGCUCACGCUAAUGGUUGCCAGUCCGGAAAACAGGUACGGCAAAGCCGGCCUGUACGCCAUCUUUGCCACGCAAAGCAACGACUUCGCCUUGGGCUAUCCCAUAGUGGAUGCUUUGUAUCGGAGCACGUACCCGGAGUACCUGCAGUACAUCUACCUGGUGGCCCCCGUGUCGCUCAUGCUGCUCAAUCCCGUCGGCUUUGCUCUGUGCGAGGCGCAGAGGUGGAGGAGGCGGAACGACCACCGCGGGGAGCGAAGCACGGCCCGAGUGCCGGCGGUCGUCGCGCUACAGGUGUUCAAGAACCCGAUCGUGUUCAUGGUGGUCGUGGGCAUCGCCUCGCACUUUGCGCUGGGCCAGAAAAUUCCCGACGUACUGUCCCAGUUCAUCGACGGCCUGGCCAACUCUUUCGGAGGGGCGGCUUUGUUCUACCUGGGCCUCACCAUGGUUGGUCAGCUGAGGAAACUGACGCGAGACGCCGGCGUCGCGUUGAUUCUCCUCAUCACUGCCAAACUUCUGCUGAUGCCGUUGUUCUGCAAGGACAUGAUGGACAUUUUGGACGUGGGUGUCAACAGCACCAGCGCCAACCACACCAGCUUGUCCAACUUUGCCUUCCUCUACGGCGUCUUCCCGAGCGCGCCCAGCGUGGCCAUCUACGCCGGCCACUACGGCAUGGAGCUGGAGGUGGUGACUUCGGGCAUGGUCAUCGGCACGCUCCUCUCGGCGCCCAUCGUGUACGUCUCGGCCUGGCUGCUGACCAUCCCGCUGAUGGACCCGGCGCCUCUGGUGGCCGAGCUUCAGAACGUCAGCUUCGACAUCAGCGUCGUCUGCCUGCCGGCGCUGGUUUGGACAAUCGCUGUGAUGCUGCUCAGCGGGAAGUUCAAGCGGCUUCCUCACCUCUUUGCCUUAAAUCUCUUCCUGGCUCAGUUCCUGGUGUGCGUGAGCAUGAUCCUGUGGAAGUUCCUGGCCCGAGAAGAGGAUAAUGUGGCGGGCAAAAUGCUGGCGUUCGCGCUGCUCUACGGCUCUCUGUACAGCACGUACCUUUGGACGGGUUUAAUCCCGCUGUGCUUGGCUCUGACCAGCAGAGACGAUCUGCUCAGGCUUCGGCCGGCCAUUUUCCUGAUUCUGGGUUGGGGGGUUCCUUUCUUUAUGGUGGGAGGUCUUUUGUUAGUCGGCCAGAGGACCGACUCCAUUGACUCUGCCUUCUUCUACAGCAAAGCUCAGAUUAUCAGCACAGCGGCGGUGCUGGCAGUCAGCCUGGCGCUGGCUGCCGUUUCUCUGAUGGGCCUCAGCCAGGGAGACCGGCGGGAGCAGAGGGGCUACCACGUCCUGAGCCUUGCGGCGCUACCCGCCUCCAGUGAGGAGCAGCUGAGGACCCCUGCCGGUGUGGAAGACCCACUACAACAACAACAAGAACAACAACAACAACAAGAGCAGUUAGCGGAACUUUCACCUUCUGCGUGCAGUAUUAACUCCGACCUCCACACGCCUCCUCCGCUCCGGUGCAUGCCGGAUAUGAUCACCAGCACGCAGAGAAACCAUGGUAACAGCACAGGCCACGGGCAGCAGCAGCAGCGGAGUUGGUCCUCUUCAGAACACCUGCCGAAUCUAACAGCACCUGAGCGCCGACAAGCCGCAGAUGACAAGCAGACCGUCAGACACGUUCUGCUCUGUCUCCUGCUUAUUGUCAGCCUCUUAGCGAACCUGUCGAGCUGCCUGUGGUGGUUGUUGAACAAAGACCCCGGCCGUCUGUACUUGGAGCUUCAGUUCUUCUGCGCCGUGGCUAACUACGGCCAAGGCUUCCUGUCCUUCGGGAUCUUCGGCCUGGACCGCCACCUCAUCAUCGUGCCCUUCAAGAGGAGGUUGUCGGCGUUGUGGCGGGGACGAGAUGCGGACCGUAACGGUCCGGCGGGAGGAGCUCGCGAGGAGGUCCGGCUCACCUGCACGCAGUUUGUGCGCUACCACGAAGAGCACUGCGUGCAAGGGCUGCUCCAUCUGCGCAGUGCCUCAGGAGAGAGCGCGAGCGCUUCAGCCGGUGAAUCGUUGCUGUGACUUCGCCCGAGCACGACCGACACCAGUGCGACGUCUACCUGACCCGUAAUGGCAGCGACCGCCGUGACGUCCCCCUCAAAAGUGCCUUCAGGUGUGCUUCUUCCAUCCCCUGCGAUGCUCGCUGACUUGAACUUCAUUUCCACCCGUCAGUCAUCUCCCAAUCUACUGUCUUUAUUUAUUUUGAAUGCACCGUAUGGACACAUUAGGUACACCUUCUGUGGAUAUCAAGUGUACACACCCCUGUUGACAUGCCAGGAUCUUACAACGCAAUUAACAAAAGUCUUUUUGAGAGGGGAAAGUACAAAAAACGGAUUGAGCUGUGGUUGCAUAAGUGUGCACACCCUCUUAUAACUGGAGAUGUGGCUGUGUUCAGAACUAACUGAUCACAUUCAAACUUUUUUUUUUUUUUUUUAAUGGGAUUCAGCACCCAUCUGCCUCUGCUUAAUCCCAGAUAAAGUUCAUAUGUUCUAGUAGGCUUUUCCUGACACUGUAGAUCCAGUAUAUGGAUGAUAAUGCUCAACGGAAGCGCAUGAAUCGAACAAUGUUGAAGUGUUUCUGUUUGUAUAUUUUACGCUGAAAAGAGCCACUAAGUGUCACCGUGUGUCUUCGAAGGGGCACACCCCUACAGUUUAAUUAAUCAAUACAAAUAAACUAAUUCAAUGAUGAUAUCAUCAUGUAAACAUCAAUUCAAUAAAAAGCGUCGGCCUCACGGGUUCGGUCCCCGGCCCCGCCUGUGUGGAGUUUGCGUGUUCUCCCCGUGCCUGCGUGGCUUCUCUCCGGGCGCUCCGCUUUCCUCCCACAUCCCAAAGACAUGCAUUGAUUGGGGGACUCCGGGGUUGCCCGUGGGCGUGGGUGUGGCCGGAUGUUUGUUUGUAUGUGCCCUGCGAUUGGCUGGCGACCGGUUCAGGGCGUACCCCGCCUCCUGCCCGAUGAUAGCCGGGAUGGGCUCCGGCACGCCUAGCGCGACCCGCGUGAGGAGAAGCGAAGCGGCUCAGAAAAUGGAUGGAUGGAUAAAUCAAUGAGUGUGAAUCAUCAACACGAGCGAGCUACAAUCAAAAUGAGAAACACAAAUAAAACAUUCACAACUACAUCACAAAUGAAAAAAAAAUCUAUUUAAGAUUUAAAUACUGAAUAAAAAUGUAUAAUCAAUAAGACAUUUUGAAAAGUAAGUCUAUUCCCCGCCCAGCAUCUAAUAAGGCUUACGGAACAUAAAUUUCAUUUUAUGAAAUAACAAUAACAAAACCAAAAUAUACGCUGAAAAAAAAAAAGUCAACAUAUUCAAACUAAUUAUUUGCUUACUUUUGCUUAGUCGGAGGUUUUUUCCUUGACGUGUACUCCAUCAUACGGAGAUCGGUUUCGAACAUUUUGGUCUGCAUAUUUAACUUCGUGAGAAUCGCGAAGGGUUGUGAGGUGCGGUAACUUUUGAUGACACUUGAGCAUCUUUUGCAAAAGCAUUUUUGGGCUGCAAAUGAAAUGGGACAUUUCAAAAUACAAUACAAGUCAAUUAAAGACACUAGUAGAAAUAAAAGUUCAGAAAAUAAAGUCAAGAAAAAAGAAUAUAUUGAAAAGAAAUUAAAUGAAAGCUAUAAAACAGUCAGUUAAUUCAGGGCAAUCAUUUGUAGUUAAACCAAAAAGUCAAACUUGAUUUACUAAAAUUAAUAGAAAAAAAAAUAUAUCUAAUUUACCAAUCGGUUAAGUCAAUGAAUUCAACAAAAAAGAGUCAAAACUACUCACUCUCUGAAAUGAAUGAAUGUGAGUCGACGUCGCCCAAGUUUUGUUUGCCUUUUUCCCCCCACUUCUGUUUAGCUGUUUGACUUUAGAGUUUCUGCUCUUGUGAGAAAUAUUCUUUUAUUUGAAAGCACUGGACAAAUUCAACUACUGUACUGUCCACUUCCUCACGUUAAGCUGCUCAUUUGUUUAAAAGGUGACUUGAUUCCCAUUCAAAUGUCUUUUUUUUUUUUAACACUUUAAUCCAAAUCAGUGUUUAAACAAAAUGGCACAUAUCCUGCUCAUGAUCUCCCACCAAUAUAUAUAUAUAUAUAAAAAACAAAUAUCAUUGUGUGUCUUUACAUUGUUUACCGAUGGCACGUAAUCUCCGGCAAUGUGAAAGGUCUGUGUGUGUAUGUGCAUGACGUGGACAAAAUGUAGAAGAAUAAAGAGUUUUUAAUAAGUGA